AUGAGGAUGAAACUAUCGACCAGUAUGAACGAGUUGCAGAACACAGCGAGGACUCUUGAAGCUGUAAGGCGACAGUCCAAAAGCAUGAGCAGCGAAUCGGCUAAUGUCCACGGAAUUAGCAGAAAACCAGCCCAUAUUCAAAGCAAAGGAAGAGGAAAGAGAGACCAACAGUUUAAGCCGAAGGAGAGGAAAGAAGAACAAAAAUCUGGCGUGACUUACUGGCGUUAUCGAUGUGGGAGAGAAGGUCAUUUCGCGAGAAACCCCAACUGUCCCGCUAUGAAUAAGACAUGUAACAACUGUAAACAAACUGGACAUUUUGCAAGUGUUUUCAAAACAAAGAAAGUUCAAGACAAAGGCAAAGUUAACUUCGUUGAAUCGGAUGAGGAGGAGGAUGCGUUUAGUGCGAAGUCAAAGCAUGAAUUUGAGAAAGUUGAGGUGACUGUUGGAGGUCAAAAGAUUCUAAUGAUUGCUGACUCCGGUUCAAGCGCAAACAUAAUUGAAGGAGAUGAAGAUUGA
Molecule: messenger RNA, 516 nt
Organism: Exaiptasia diaphana
Lineage: Eukaryota; Metazoa; Cnidaria; Anthozoa; Actiniaria; Aiptasiidae
Exons: 1
Coding region: 1-516 (171 amino acids)
Molecular function (GO): zinc ion binding; nucleic acid binding
Source: RefSeq, a predicted model, not a curated record